This is a messenger RNA of Lasiodiplodia theobromae, 516 nucleotides long. RefSeq lists its product as uncharacterized. Bases 1 to 516 code for a protein of 171 amino acids. The record is from RefSeq and is a predicted model, not a curated record. The transcript is spliced from 2 exons. Lineage: Eukaryota; Fungi; Ascomycota; Dothideomycetes; Botryosphaeriales; Botryosphaeriaceae.
AUGCGUGCCUCUACCUUCUUCGCUGCCGCCGCCGCCCUGGCCACCACCGUCUCGGCCGGCAUGGUCCCUACCUUCGCUAAGCGCUACAACAUCACCCAGGCCUGGGGCGAGUGGGAGGUCACCAACUUCACCGCCAGCAGCCACCCGUCCAGCUCGAGCAUCGACUUCCUCAUCUUCUGGGACAAGGGCAACUCCGGCCCCGUCCACUGCAACGCCAACGGUUACUCCGUCGGCGGCGAGGGCAACUGGUACGCCUGCGAGUCCAACAACACUCCCAGCGGCAACUUCCACUUCAGCCUCAACCAGGACUGGAACAACCUUUCCCUCUCUCAGGACAUGUACCAGAUCGGCUCCAUCGUCCACCUGAACGGCAGCGCUCCCUUCGAGAUCAAGUGGGGCUUCAGCACUGCUGGCUCCGAGGCCACCGCCGACCCCUUCUACGUCCCCGUUCUCUCCGAGUCUCACACUCUGCCCAACGGCACCACCACUGCUCCCGAGUUCUCUUCCAGGAAGUAA